Molecule: messenger RNA, 1038 nt
Organism: Aspergillus tubingensis
Lineage: Eukaryota; Fungi; Ascomycota; Eurotiomycetes; Eurotiales; Aspergillaceae
Product: alpha/beta-hydrolase
Exons: 3
Coding region: 1-1038 (345 amino acids)
Molecular function (GO): hydrolase activity
Source: RefSeq, a predicted model, not a curated record
AUGGAUAGAUUUCUGCCAUACAAACGGGAUCCCCUGGUGCGGCGUGACUUCUCCGGACGACGAGUUUCCCUAUCAAAGGAUUUUGAUACCCAGAUCACCAAUCAAUGGGCGUUGAGUGCUCAGCAUGAAAAGCGUAGGAAGGGCUACGAAUCCAGAGUCAAAAUUUGCAACUCCACCAUCCCCCGAGCCAAAGAGCCCAACAACCCCAUCUCCAUCCGACUCUACUAUCCCAUAGCCUUCUUUGGGCAACGAGACACCGCGGAUCCGCUCCCCCUAUACAUCCACUUUCGCGGGGGUGGAUUCCUAUGCGGAGAUCUGGACACCGAGGACGCCAUCUGCGCCGAAAUGGUCAGUAGCCUGACGCCUACCUGCCCCAUCAUUGUCAUUAGCAUCGAUUACCGAAGUACCGUGGAAGAACCCUUUCCAGCCAUGUAUCAUGACGCCUGGGAGGCAUUCGAGUUCAUCCAGGAACGUAUUAGAGGUUACGGCGGGGAUUCGAAACGCGUCAUCCUCGGCGGGGAGGACUCUGGCGCUGCGCUGGCACUAUGGGUUGCCAUGUUCGCGAAGAAGACGGAGGUAGUGGCCAAGACACAUAGGCUCAACAUCGUAGGGUUGAACUUGACUACGCCGUGGUUUCCGCAUAUGGACGUGGAGAAGGCCGCGCAGACCGAGUUUUCGAGGUAUCAAUGUUGGAACGCGCCGUUUCUGCCGAUGGCUGUCCACCACAUGUAUAGAGACAUGCUCGAAAUGGAGGAGUCGAAUUUGUCGCAUUUCACUGUGGGGGAAUGUUCGAAUUUCUCGGGGUUGCCGCGGACUUGCAUGCUGGUUGCGGGUCAGAGCUUGUUGAGGGAUCAGGCGUUGAGACUUGCACAUUGCAUGGAACAAGCUGGUGUUCGGGUAUCCCUCGAAAUAUUCUCCGGAAUGCCUCAUGAGUUUCGACGCGUCUAUGUCUUACCACAGGCUGAAGUCGCAAAUGCUAUGGUCGAGGAUAAUAUUAGGUGGAUUUUGAGGAUGCCUCCGCGUUUGUAUACCGACUAA